AUGGAAGGAGCUUGGAAUCUACACGAAAACAACCAAAGUCUGGAUCUUGUGGAUCCAACUCUGGAAGUGUUUGACGAAAAUGAAGCCAUUCGGUUGAUAGGAGUGGCCCUUUUGUGUACUCAAGCAUCACCAGUGAUGAGGGCACCCAUGUCCCGUGUCAUUGCUAUGCUUGCUGGAGACAUUGAAGUGAGCACCACUACAACAAAGCCAAGUUAUUUGACAGAUUGGGAUUUCAAAGAUAUAACCGAUAGCUUUUUGGAUGGAGAAAGUCCAUCAUCAGCUCCAUCCAAUAGUAGUAGCCCCCUACUAGACAAUAAGGUCGAUAAUCCAUCCGAUCCGAACACUAACGCAGUGCCCUCUCCAAUUAAUUUGACUGAGACAAUGCUGCAUGAAAUCAUUGGAGAAGGAAGAAAUAGAAGGCAGCAGCUUCUCUCUCCAGCGACAGGGAGGCAACAAAUAUGGAAACACUGCUCUGCGCGACAAAGCGACAGGGAGGCAACACAGCGACAGGGAGGCAGCUUCUUCUCUCUCCAGCGACACUACUCUGUGCGAUACUCAGGCGAAGGCGACAACUCAGGCGAUUACUGCUCUGCGCCACACUCAGGCGGAGGCGACAACUCAGGUGACCUCUCCGACGACGAACAACAGCUAAAGGAGGUGACAACACAGGCGUCCGCUCCAGAUCGUUAAGGUAAAAUGGCUGUCCUCUCCUCCUUUCUCCUUUCUCCUUUCUCCUUUCUCCAGGAGGUGUCCUUUAAUUUUCCUAAAAUUAAUCUUCAGAUCCUGUUGCAAAUCUUCCAAUAAAACAAAAAGUAUUGAUUAAUGACAAAAAAAAUAAAAAACAAAAUGGAGUGGGUUUACAAUAAAAAUGCAUCAUGGUAGCUAGUUUGUUAUGUUACCUCAGAAGUAUUAGGUUGAUGCAUCAGUGAAUUAUGUGGACUGAGUUGACAUAGGUUGAUGCAAUUGAAAUGGUCUAUUAUUGAUGUUAAUGUGCUAUUAUUGUCUGUUUGUGGAUUUUAUGAAUUGAGAUUGUGGGAUUGUGAAUUGGAAUUUUUGUUGUCAUUGUGGAUUUUUUCUUUUACUUAACUUCAUUAAUUUUAUGGCAAAUUCUAUGCAUUUUAGGCACAUUUUAUAUUUUUUGGCUAAAUUAUUAUGUUUUAUAAUACAUACAUAUAAAUUAUUAUUUUUUAUUAUAUGACCGGACCGACCAGUUGACUCGACGGCUGAAUAGCGAACCAUUGAUUCGGUUCCUUUGCCGGUUCGAUGACCAAUCCGGUUCUGAUAACGUUAUUCCUAUACAUGUGAUCAAAAUGUAUGUCUUUACAUAUUUGCAACUUAAGUUAAGCUCUUCAAUAGUGUUGCAUAUAGACUCCAAUGCACAAAGCAUGAUGAAUAAUAUUGUAUUCAUUAUCACCCUUGAAUCCCCUUCCAUUUUUAAUUCCUUGGCAUCAUUCCCUCAGCCAAAAUAUAAAUAGUAGUAGUUACAUAAUAUGCAACACCAUUAUUUGAAAUUUCUAUUGUUGAAAACUGAUGCCUUAGUCUGUUAGUAAUCAAUCACAGGUAUAUUAUUUAUCUAUGUAAUAAAAUAGAGCGUUCUUGAUGACAUAAGGGCAGCGCCAACGAUACUAGCUAAAAUAACUACUCAAAAUAUAUAUUUUUAUUACAUUAUCUAUUUUAGAGAACAAUUACUACUAAUUCACUCCAACAACGCUCUCUAUUUCAACUAACUAUUUCAAUUAGCUUUAAUUAAUUGAACCACAAUUCACAAAUUUUCACAUAUCAUAUUUUUAGUUCAAACCAUUUUCUUAGAUUUUGUCAUUCAUUGCUAAACCAGAAAAUCAGAAAAAUUCCAAAAAAAAUUCAUAGCCAACCAGAAAAAUUCCAAAAAAAAUAUCAUAGAAAAUUUCCAGACAACCCAAACAACUUAUUCCACACUACCCACACAAAAUUCCAAGCAACUCAUUCCACACAACCCAAGGAAUGGACCAUAGCAUCUCAUUCCACAUAACUCAAGCAAAAGUUUUCAUAAUAAGAAAAUUUCAUUACCUCUAAUUUCUUCUCUCCACCAAAUCGGAACAGAGUAAAGACAGAGAGAGAGAACUGAGAGACAGAUUCGAUGGUUUAGUCGAUUUUCAGUGGGAACUGAGACAAAUUUCGUUUCGUGGUUUUUUCGGUAGGUUUUUCAGUGGGUUUUUUUGCUGGGAUUUCAGUGGUUUUUGGUUGGAUUUCUGUGGAUUUUUUUGUUGUGGGAUUUCAAUGAGUUUUUAGUAGAUUUUUUGUGGGUUUUUCUAUGGUAUACAUAUUUAUGUGAGAGAGAGAAUUCCAUACCUGGGUGGAUGAUGAAGCUUCUAUGAUUGAUAAAGUUGAAAUUUGGGUGCUAUGGAGCUUCUGUGCUGUGUAGCUUGUGUGUGUGUGUAGAGAGAGAGAGAAAGAGAGGAGAUGAGAGGAGGAAAUUGGCGCAAGAAACAACAAAGUGGCUUGCCAGAACUAGCAAGUGAAAAGUGGGUUAUGGAAAAUAGAUAAUGGAAUAGAUAGUUUGUUGGAGUCAAAUUUUUAGGAAAAGCUAUCUAAAAUGGCUAAGAAGGACUCUUCACCGUGUCCUU
Messenger RNA from Ilex paraguariensis (yerba mate), 2603 nucleotides. The record is from the annotation of a GenBank genome assembly. Lineage: Eukaryota; Viridiplantae; Streptophyta; Magnoliopsida; Aquifoliales; Aquifoliaceae.